Scheffersomyces stipitis CBS 6054 is the source of this 546-nucleotide messenger RNA. RefSeq lists its product as uncharacterized. NCBI's taxonomy places the organism in Eukaryota, Fungi, Ascomycota, Pichiomycetes, Serinales, Debaryomycetaceae. The annotation marks the transcript as partial. Gene Ontology annotation, molecular function: protein binding. The record is from RefSeq and is a predicted model, not a curated record. The transcript has a single exon.
AUGACUACUGUAGAAAGUGCCCCCACUGGCCUGUCAUCAGGUGCUACUGAAGGUGCUUCACUUAAAGAGCAAAUUCUCGAGUGUGCCAGAAGAAACAACACGGAAUUACUUCUUUCCAUCAAAGCCGAGCUCGAUAACGACCAUGAAAAGUUGGCCGAUUUGAUCAACAACACCAGUGAGUUGAUUACAGGCAACACCUCUAUGCAUAUUGCAUGUGCCCGAGGCAACUGGGAGUUUAUAGACAUCGUGUUGGACAUAGAAGGUGUAGAAAUCGAUCCCAAGAACCGAGAAGGUGAUACACCUUUGCACUUGGCUGUGAAAUAUACAGCCGAAGAACCAGAACACGGUUAUUUUGUUAUUGACAACUUGUUAGAUGCUGGUUCAGACCCUCGUAUCUCCGACAAACACAACUUGAGACCCAUUGACUACGUUUCCAAGGAUGACACCAAGUUGAGAGAUCUUUUGGAAAGUGCAGGUUAUGCCAUUUCCAUGGAGAUUCCUGAAGAAGAGCAAUUGAACACAACCAAUCCAGAAACUGCUGCAUCA